UCAGACACCGUGGUGGUUGAUGUUAAUACAGCUUUGACAACAAAAGAGAAGACACGAGAAGAAAAUAUUCUGGGUUAAUUCGGUAAAUCAGGUCAAGUAUGGUCACCAUGAAUACGGGAACAACUGUGACAUUGACCGUCCUUGUGGCACUGUUCGGAGUAAUUCACUGCCAGAAUACGACAUCAGCGCCAGAAAUUACAACUAAUACGUCAAUGGUGCCAACAACUACCGAUGUGAUAAGCACCGAGACAACUGAAGUAGUAGAAGAUACUACGGCAAAUCUUCCGACGUAUUCAGUUUUGACAACCAUCUCGACUACUGCAGCGCCACCAACGUCGUCGACGUCAGCGCCGACAUCAACGCAAACAUCAGCGCCGACAUCAACGCAAACAUCAGCGUCGACAUCAACGCAAACAUCAGCGCCGUCAUCAACGCAAACAUCAGCGCCGUCAUCAACGCAAACAUCAGUGCCGUCAUCAACGCAAACAUCAGCUCCAAUAUCAGCUCCAACAUCAGGGCCGUCAUCAGCUCCAUCAUCAGCUCCAACAUCAGGGCCGUCAUCAGCUCCAUCAUCAGCUCCAAUAUCAGCUCCAACAUCAGGGCCGUCAUCAGCUCCAUCAUCAGCUCCAUCAUCAGGGCCGUCAUCAGCUCCAUCAUCAGUGCUGUCAUCAGCUCCAUCAUCAGCGUUGUCAUCAGAGACACCAUCAGCGUCGUCUUUAGCUCCACCAUUAACAUCAUCACAGGGCGCUCCACCCACAACUCCUAGCUCCGCCCCGUCCAACAAUACCGGCAGUGCAGCACCGACUCCACCACCCACGGCCCAAAUGACCUCCUCCGGCACGGGGGGUGGUGUCACGCAGCCAGAAACAACAAAGGGCAAGACCACACCCAAAUCUGGAAAGUUUACUUGCACUCAGGGCACCACAACAAAAUCAGAAGAAUUGCAUAAUAUCACCGACACGUGCUCGUCGGAUAUCUGUUGGUUGUUUGUGAACUACACCACCGGGGCCAAAUCGCCUAAACAGAUAACGGUGGGCUGUAAGUCCUACAUUAACAGCAAAAUGACCUGUGAGAAAAACGAAUGUCAGUAUACCGCAGAAAGCUGCCAAUGCUGCUGCAAGGAAAGCAAAUGCAACGAAGACAGCGAACUCGUUGACGAAUGCAAUUCUAAAAAGGCAGCUAUGAGCGCAUCUUGCUCACUGCCCCUACACCUCCUUGGAUUCCUUAGCAUAGUAUUGCUGGGGAAAAUCCUGAUAUAGUGUUGUACAGUGACUGAUGAACGGUAUAUGUGUACAAAAAACAACAUGUGAAAACAUUUAAAAAACAGAAAGAUUUUAUUUGGUCGAACUCUAAUUCACCAUAUUUGAUGUAAAAAUGUAACAACGUACCUUAUCAUAUGUGGCAAUGAGGCUAAUAAUGACGAGUGAUUUUUUUACAUCACUGUUGAUCUAAUCAAGAAUGUACAUCAGGGGCGGGUCCAGGAUUAUUUUGA
Lingula anatina is the source of this 1492-nucleotide messenger RNA. RefSeq lists its product as uncharacterized. The record is from RefSeq and is a predicted model, not a curated record. NCBI's taxonomy places the organism in Eukaryota, Metazoa, Brachiopoda, Lingulata, Lingulida, Lingulidae.